This is a messenger RNA of Marmota flaviventris (yellow-bellied marmot), 511 nucleotides long. The record is from RefSeq and is a predicted model, not a curated record. Lineage: Eukaryota; Metazoa; Chordata; Mammalia; Rodentia; Sciuridae.
AUGAACUGGACAGCUGCAACUUGCUGGGCUCUGCUACUGGCUGCAGCUUUCCUCUGCGACAGCGGUGCAGCCAAAGGUGGCCGUGGAGGAGCCCGGGGCAGCGCCCGCGGAGGCCUGCGAGGUGGAGCACGCGGGGCCUCAAGGGUGCGCGUGAGGCCUGCCCCCCGCUACAGCGGAGCAGGCUCAACUCUGCGCGUGGCAGCAGCAGGGGCUGCAGCAGGGGCUGCGGCGGGGGCAGCUGCCAGCUUGGCUGGGGGCCCAGGCUGGAGAAGGGCCACAGGGCCAAAGGAGGGUGGCCGGGAGGACGACGAGGACUGGGCACCAGGCGGCAACGGGACAGGCAGGGGUGUGUACAGCUACUGGACCUGGACUUCUGGUGCAGAGUCCUCCCACCACCUGUGCCUCUGCCUGCUGCUGGGUGGUGCCCUUGGAGCCCUGGGCACCCUGGGGCUGCUACAGCCCUAGGCACAGCUGGGCUUGGGAUCCAUAUCCUGGCCCCCAGCCCAGCCUU